CACCGCUUGUCUGUCCGCUCUUCAGCAGCCGGUCGGGGGCGGUGAAAAGCGAGUGAGGAGAGCGCGACGGCGGCGUAGCCAUCGCUGAGGGGAGAGCGAGGCCCGAGCUUCCGCGUCGAGAUUUGGUGACUGAGGAAGGGACCCAGAGACUCCUUGAACAAGGAAGGCAAGGUCAAAAUGGUUUCAAUCCCAGAAUACUAUGAAGGCAAGAAUAUCCUCCUUACAGGAGCCACUGGCUUCUUAGGGAAAGUGCUUCUGGAAAAGUUGCUGAGAUCGUGUCCUAAAGUGAAUUCAGUCUAUGUUUUGGUGAGGCAGAAAGCUGGACAGACACCCCAAGAGCGAGUGGAAGAAAUCCUUAGUGGCAAGCUUUUUGACAGGUUAAGAGAUGAAAAUCCAGAUUUUAGAGAGAAAAUUAUAGCGAUCAACAGUGAACUCACCCAACCUAAACUGGCUCUCAGUGAAGAAGAUAAGGAGGUCAUUAUAGAUUCUACCAAUGUCAUAUUCCACUGUGCAGCUACUGUAAGAUUUAAUGAAAAUUUAAGAGAUGCUGUUCAGUUAAAUGUGAUUGCUACACGACAGCUUAUUCUCCUUGCACAGCAAAUGAAGAAUCUGGAAGUGUUCAUGCAUGUGUCAACAGCCUAUGCCUACUGCAAUCGAAAGCAUAUUGAUGAAGUAGUUUAUCCACCCCCUGUAGAUCCCAAGAAGCUGAUUGAUUCUUUAGAAUGGAUGGAUGAUGGCCUGGUAAAUGAUAUCACACCAAAAUUAAUAGGCGACAGACCUAAUACGUACAUAUACACCAAGGCGUUGGCAGAAUAUGUUGUGCAACAAGAAGGAGCAAAGCUAAAUGUUGCCAUUGUAAGACCGUCGAUUGUUGGUGCCAGUUGGAAAGAACCUUUUCCAGGAUGGAUUGAUAACUUUAAUGGACCAAGUGGUCUCUUCAUUGCGGCAGGGAAAGGAAUUCUUCGAACAAUGCGUGCCUCCAACAAUGCCCUUGCAGAUCUUGUUCCUGUAGAUGUAGUUGUCAACACGAGCCUUGCUGCAGCCUGGUAUUCCGGAGUUAAUAGACCAAGAAACAUCAUGGUGUAUAAUUGCACAACAGGCAGCACCAAUCCUUUCCACUGGGGGGAAGUUGGAGAUUAUCUAAAUCAUUCCUUCAAGAUGAAUCCUUUAAACCAAGUAUUCAGGCACCCCUAUGUUAAGUUCUAUUCCAACAACCUAAUGCUCCAUUAUUGGAAGGGUGUCAAACAUACAGUACCUGCAUUAUUGCUCGAUCUUGCACUCAGGUUGACAGGUCAGAAACCGUGGAUGAUGAAAACAAUCACUCGUCUUCACAAAGCCAUGGUAUUUCUUGAAUAUUUCACAAGCAACUCUUGGGUUUGGAAUACUGAUAAUGUUAAUAUGUUAAUGAACCAACUAAACCCUGAAGAUAAAAAGACCUUUAAUAUUGAUGUACGGCAGUUACACUGGGCAGAAUAUAUAGAGAACUACUGCAUGGGGACUAAAAAAUACGUAUUGAAUGAAGAGAUGUCUGGCCUCCCUGCAGCUAGAAAGCAUCUGAACAAGUUGCGGAAUAUUCGUUACGGUUUCAAUACUAUCCUCGUGAUACUUAUCUGGCGCAUUUUUAUUGCAAGAUCACAAAUGGCAAGAAACAUCUGGUACUUUGUGGUUAGUCUGUGUUACAAAUUUCUGUCAUACUUCCGAGCAUCCAGCACUAUGAGAUACUGAAGACCAAGAAUUUAGCAUUAGAACAUCUAUGCAUACGGUGAUCUAAAUGCACAAAAUGUAAAAUGUACUUAAGUCAUCUCACCUUUUGUUACGACAUUAAACCAUCUUAAAUUGGAGCGUGGAGUAAAUUAUGGUCCAUUUUAUGUAACAUUUUAAUGUUUAUGCUCAAAAUCUAGUGAACAUACUGUGGUAUGCCAGCUCAGAUCUGCAAUAGCCACUCAAACUACGAUUUAACAUUUUAAUCCUUGGAAUGCAAAGUGUAGGAAGAGGGCAGAAGUGGGGCUAUGGGAACAUUGACCAGUAUAACUGUGCAGUUCUGGAACAUACUAGUUAAAACAUGCCUUAACAUGCAGUCCUAAUAUUCAGUGCAAUGGGAAGUGUGCAGAUAGGAGGCCUAGAAAAAUUAGUUAAAUAUUUGCUUCAGUAUUGAUUUCUUUCUUUCUUUCUUUCUUUCUUUCUUUCUUUCUUUCUUUCUUUCUUUCUAAAUCAGAUGAGAGGCGGAGUUUAGGUUUGCUAAAACCACAGGCAUGUAUUUUUGCUUCCUAUAAGUUAUAGGUGGUAUCAAGUACAAAGACACGUUUUAAUUUUUUUAUGAUUAAAUGUAUGUUGCAUAUCAUUUUCCUGCAAAUAAUCAGUUACUCUUAUGAUCAGAAGGCCAAAUAUUAUCUAAAGACACUAAUGAAGCUAAAUGAAUUAGAAACUCCAUAUCAGUACACACUGUGCAUUUGAAACAAAGUGAAAACAUACACUAAAACUGUGUUAGUAUCAAAAGAAUAGGAAAACAUUUUCUAGUCCACAUUUUGAUCAGAUGGAACUCUGCUAAGAUGUGUUUUCAUUUUGAAGAGGAUUUCUUGAGACUUGAUUAGAGGUGGGAUUGGGGAAGGGUUCAUCAUGUGCGCUCUCCUCCCUUACAAAUUUUCUCACAGGACCUGCCCCACUGAAUGUGCAUUAUUAUGAGGGAUGGAGUUGCAGCUUCUAACAUUAAGAAAUUGUCCUCAUGUGUUUGCCGGCACAUACAGAUUUUGACCAUGAAAGCUGAAUUACUUUUAAAAAAUGCAUAAGUAUGUGUAUAAAAUUAAAUAAAGGAUUUUUCCUUGUAAUGUAGCAAACUGUUGAAUGAGUUUCAAGUCAUCAUUUAUUUGCAUGUUGUUUUAGCUUUAGAAAGAAAGACAUGCAUUUUAGGAAUAAGUAUAGCAAGAAAAUUGAUGUGUUUUUAUUGACACAUUACAGUUUCCUUUAAAUUUUACUAGUUUGUUACUAUUAUUUUUUAAUGGCUUGUUCAGCACAACACUGUUAAAAUUAUGCUGAUCAAGUUGUGCUACGUUUAAAUCAUCAGCAGUGUAUGUUGAAAGUGCUUAAGAGGGUCAGUUCACAGUACAAGACAUUAAACAUAACUUCACAUUUUAAUGUUUUUGCCAAUUGAAAUACAGUGUAGAAGAAGUUUAUUUUACUAUUGUGAAAAAACAAAAUGUAAAAGAAACCCACUUUUUCCAUACAGGUAUAUAAUCUUGAAAAGGAAAAAAAAAAUGCUUCUGUGUUGAAGCCAGACUUUGUGUAGUAGAACUUAUAAACAUUAUUUUAAAAGAAAUAUGUAUGUAAAUAUCUGUGUAUUUUUUGGAAUGACACUGAAGUCUCUGGUCUAGGACCAUGCCUGUGUAAGGUGUGAGAGACCAUGAUAGUGUGUGAAAAUGGAUGUGAUUUAAGGUGGUCCAUAUAAGAUAUAUUGAGUACUCCAUGUCUCCAAAUACAUUUCCAUGAUGUAAUUAAAACACACUAACCUUUGAAUGAUUUUUGUACAUCAUCCAAAUAUACCUAGAAUCUGGUAAAUUGUCUUUAGGUCUCAGAAAAGAAUCAGGUACAAUGUGGACAGGCUCAUGAAGUGAAUUGGACAUGUGUCUUCUGUUUUAUUGCUCUUGUAAUCUAAUUUAAAGAAGUGCUAACUAGGGGCAUUCUCACUGAGGUUACAAAUUAAUAUUGUGUGUUUAGAAUUUUGUUGUCAAAAGAAUAAAUGAUGCUAAUCCUGGAAUUUACAAUUUUGAAAUUAGUAUGGAGAGUAAAAUGUGACAUUGUUGGUCAUCUCCAACUAAGGUCAUAUUUAAAAGAGUUUGGAAAUGUAUUCUGUUUGUAAUUUACUAGACAGUGCUUUUAGUUGUGAUUAUAUUUUCCAUACAGAUUAUUCAAUAGGACAACCUGCAAAAUAAUCUAUUUCAUUCAACUCAUUUGGCAAAACUGUAUUCCAAACCAUUUGGUUUUCUCCCCUUAUCUUUCCUUCUCUGAACUCUGGCAUACAUAUUUGUACACUGUAAUGUCAUUGUAACUGUUUUAUUGCCUUGGCAACGCUAAUGUAUCUUAAAGCUUAGUGCAGAUAAGCAUGACCAGGGUCAUAUGUUGUUUGACUUCAGGUUGACAUAGAAUAAGCGUUUCUCCAGUCUGCCAGUUGAAGCUUGGAAGUGGGAGGGCACUCUCCCCUCUUCCCUUUGUGUUUGUCUAUAGGAACUAAUUGGGAAAUUUUUGUUUUGUGUUUUUGUUUGUUUGUUUAAGUGUAAACUGAUAAUCUUUUAUAAGAAGUAAAUAGAAACAUUGGGUGCCUUUGUUUGUAAACCAAAAAGUAAUAAAUGAAUCCCUAUAUUUCUAUUAUAGCAUCUAUUGUAUUUUUACAUUGUGGAAAUCAUCCAUGAGUUAAUGUGGCUACAAUGACAGGAAGUAGUCCUUGAACCUUUUGUCUUUUUUAGGUGUCCUCAUCCAUUCUCACAUCUUUUUAUGUCUGAGUUGUUCACAUAGCACUUUAGGGGAAGCAUACAGGCAGAACGAACACUUAAAUAUUUUUAUAUAGUAGUUAAUGAAGGACAUUUUCUGGUUUGUUUUUGAAUGUAAACAGAACCAGACCACCAGCAUGUUCCUAGGGUGAAUGACAUUGUGUUAGUUUAUAGGUCCUUCACCAGUAAUUGAUCUGGCUUCAUUUGAAGGCUUAUUCAUUUUCAUAGAGACUGAGUGAACUGCUUGGGGGAGGCUGAGAGUGUGUCAGGAUAGGGUUGGCGUGUAAGUGGCUUCAUAAGCAUGCCUUUCUAGGCCAACAUCCAGCUCUGCCUUGAACCCGUUUGCACUGACUAUCUCUGCUUUGAGAAAACAUUCUAACUUUGCAUGAGAAGCUUAGAGAAAAGGGUAUAUGCGCCGUAACUUACAAACAUGAGUUUAUCAGUCUGUUUAAAUAUAUAUGAAAUAUUUUCUUAAUAAAGAAAAUUUGAGCAACAUUAA
Messenger RNA from Meriones unguiculatus (Mongolian gerbil), 4980 nucleotides. RefSeq names its product fatty acyl-CoA reductase 1 (gene Far1). Lineage: Eukaryota; Metazoa; Chordata; Mammalia; Rodentia; Muridae. Gene Ontology annotation, biological process: long-chain fatty-acyl-CoA metabolic process. Gene Ontology annotation, molecular function: alcohol-forming very long-chain fatty acyl-CoA reductase (NADP+) activity. Bases 178 to 1725 code for a protein of 515 amino acids. The transcript is spliced from 13 exons. Gene Ontology annotation, cellular component: peroxisome. The record is from RefSeq and is a predicted model, not a curated record.